UGCAGCAAAGACUUUUAGAACACGAAUACUGUAUCGGAGCAGUGAAUGAAGGAGAAUGCCACUGGACUCUAGUGAUCGUUAUACCAAACCAGAAGAAAUUGAUUUAUUUAAAUCCACUUGGAGAAGUGGAAAAUACAAGGCAACAGUUUUUGCAGCAUUGGUUUAAUUUCAUGCAUGCAAGAUACGUGAGUGGUCUUGAGCCAACCCUGCCCGGGUCAUGGUCCAUUGAAUCCCCAGCACAUGGAAAACAGUUUGAUGGCGUGAGCUGUGGAGUUUAUGUGUUAGAGUUAGCAGAGAGAUUCCUCAAUGCAGUAACACUGGAAUUUAAUUGGACCAGAAGUAAUGUGCUACAUGCACGAAAAUCAAUCGCAGCUCGCUUGCUGCACGCUGCAGGUCAAUUGCCCCAGGAUCACCCUGACACGACGGAGAGCACACAUCCGGUGAUCCUUGAUCGGGACCUUACACAUCAGCGAGGUGACACGACAGACAACAUACAUCCGGUGAUCCUUGAUCGGGACCUUACACAUCAGCGAGGUGACAUGACGAACAACACUCAUCCGGUGAUCCUUGAUCGGGACCUUACACAUCAGCGAGGUGACACGACGGACAACACUCAUCCGAUGAUCCUUGAUCGGGACCUUACACAUCAGCGAGGUGACACGACGGACAACACUCAUCCGAUGGUCCUUGAUCGGGACCUUACACAUAAGCGGGGUGACAAGACGGACAACACUCAUCCGGUGAUCCUUGAUCGGGACCUUACACAUCAGCGAGGUGACACGACGGACAACACACAUCCGGUGAUCCUUGAUCGGGACCUUACACAUCAGCGAGGUGACACGACGGACAACACUCACCCGGUGAUCCUUGAUCGGGACCUUACACAUCAGCGAGGUUACACGACGAACAACACUCAUCCGGUGAUCCUUGAUCGGGACCUUACACAUCAGCGAGGUGACACGACGAACAACACUCAUCCGGUGAUCCUUGAUCGGGACCUUACACAUCAGCGAGGUGGCACGACGGACAACACUCAUCCGGUGAUCCUUGAUCGGGACCUUACACAUCAGCGAGGUGACACGACGAACAACACUCAUCCAGUGAUCCUUGAUCGGGACCUUACACAUCAGCGAGAUGACACGACGGACAACACUCAUCCGGUGAUCCUUGAUCGGGACCUUACACAUCAGCGAGGUGACACGACGGACAACACACAUCCGGUGAUCCUUGAUCGGGACCUUACACAUCAGCGAGGUGACACGACGAACAACACUCAUCCGGUGAUCCUUGAUCGGGACCUUACACAUCAGCGAGGUGACACGACGGACAACACACAUCCGGUGAUCCUUGAUCGGGACCUUACACAUCAGCGAGGUGACACGACGAACAACACUCAUCCGGUGAUCCUUGAUCGGGACCUUACACAUCAGCGAGGUGACACGACGAACAACACUCAUCCGGUGAUCCUUGAUCGGGACCUUACACAUCAGCGAGGUGACACGACGGACAAUACACUUCCGGCGAUCAUUGAUCGGGACCAAAGAAAACCCGAACAGGACAAACCACAAAUGAAAUUACGGGGACUAUGCGUCAAGGACGACCAGAAGAUGGCAUUACGAAAGCAUAGGAAAAGGUCGUCAUGGAUAUUCUAUCCCGUAAGAAAGACGUCAAAAAAGAGAGGAAAGAGGAUGCAACGUAUUGCGUUUGCAUGAAAGAAGAUGAUGGAGAGUAGGUUAAACUAUAUCAUUUUUAGAAAACCUUUAUUUUCUUCAGUCUUGAAUCAAAAAAGUCGUUAUAGUAAGAGGGGAGAAUGUAUAAAAACGAUUUUGCAGCACGUGACAUGUAGGGUUCAAACACACGCCUGCGAACGUCAGCUAUCUUCAAUGAACAUUUCCUACAGUUGAAGUUCCUGUGCAUGAAUUCAAAUAAUAAUACGGAUUAAUCUUCUGAAUAAGUCUGUGGAGUGUCAUUAUUUUAUUAUUGUGAUUUUCAGCUUCAAGAUGCCCCUACAAGUGUAUACAACAACAAUAACAAUGAAAAAUGACAAUCAAACAACUGUAU
Messenger RNA from Dreissena polymorpha, 2061 nucleotides. RefSeq lists its product as uncharacterized. NCBI's taxonomy places the organism in Eukaryota, Metazoa, Mollusca, Bivalvia, Myida, Dreissenidae. The record is from RefSeq and is a predicted model, not a curated record. The transcript is spliced from 10 exons. The coding region runs from base 171 to 1712 and encodes 513 amino acids.